CACUAUUGAGUACUAGCAUUAGUAUCGGGAGAGCCGGCGCCAACGCAUGUGCGCGCCGAUACGUGAUCACACUAAUCUGGAUUAAAUACGGAGCCGACAUGGGACUCAUUUGGGCUGUGAUCAUCGCGGCGGGACUGGUCGCCUUCGCCGACUGCGCGCCCCCAGGGAAACCCAGUCUUGGCUGGGGUGAGCGCACCUUCGCCAUUAUAGAAGUCAACCAGGCCGCUACAGCUUACAACCAGCUCGUCAAAAAGAAGGAUGCCGCCGACGUUUCUGUGACAUGGAAUGUUUGGUCUGGAGAUCCUGCUGAGAAGGCGAGGGUCCUGCUUAAUGGAAAGGAGUAUUGGACUGGUGCAGCCGGAGCGUCCGGAUCAGCGACCUUCAAAGUGAAGAAGGGCGGAAGGUACCAAAUGACGGUUGAGCUCUGCAACAAGGAUGGCUGCAGCUCGAGCGACCCCACCGAGAUUAUAGUAGCUGAUACAGAUGGUAGCCAUUUACCGCCUUUAGAUUUUACGGUUGGAGAGAAAAAUAAAUUGUUCAAGCAAACCUCAGGAAAAGUGGUUGGUGCGUACUUCGUAGAAUGGGGAGUUUAUCCCAGAAAGUUCCCAGUUGAUCGUGUGCCAAUUCCAAACUUAACUCACUUGUUAUAUGGUUUCAUUCCAAUUUGUGGUGGUGAUGGUAUCAACGACAGUUUGAAAGAAAUCGAAGGUAGUUUCCAAGCUCUGCAGCGUUCGUGCAGCGGCCGUGAGGACUUCAAAGUAUCCAUUCAUGAUCCAUGGGCUGCUUUACAGAAACCACAAAAGGGACUUUCCUCGUGGAACGAACCCUAUAAGGGUAACUUUGGCCAGCUGAUGAUGUUAAAGCAAGCUAGACCCGAUCUGAAAAUUCUGCCUUCCGUUGGUGGAUGGACACUUGCUGAUCCGUUCUUCUUCUUUACCGACAAAACAAAGAGAGACCGUUUCGUAGCUUCUGUAAAAGACUUCCUUGAGACUUGGAAAUUCUUCGAUGGUGUUGACAUCGACUGGGAAUUUCCCGGAGGUAAAGGUGCUAAUCCAGAUCUUGGUAGUCCAAAAGAUGGUCAGGUUUACGUACUCCUCAUGAAAGAACUUCGUGAAAUGUUGGAUGCACUUUCCAUAGAAACUGGCAAGAAAUAUGAACUCACUUCAGCUAUCAGCGCCGGUUGGGAUAAGAUUCAGGUAGUUGACUACAGCGCUGCUCAGAAAUAUAUGGACCAUAUCUUUUUAAUGAGCUACGACUUUAAGGGAGCCUGGUCCAAUGACACUUUGGGUCACCAGACCUCUUUAUAUGCACCUUCAUGGAGUCCUAAGGAGACAUACACGACCGACUUUGGAGUUAAAUUCCUGUUAGCUCAAGGAGUGAGCCCCAAGAAGAUCGUUGUUGGAGUUGCCAUGUACGGCCGAGGUUGGACUGGAGUUCAUGAUUACGAGAACGAUAUUCCAUUCACAGGCAAUGCCACAGGUCCCGUAAAAGGCACAUGGCAAGACGGUGUAGUGGAUUAUAGAGAGAUUGCUAAUGAAAUAGCUAUAGGCAAAUGGGAGUACCAUUAUGAUAAUGUUGCCCAAGCACCUUACGUCUUCAGGCCGUCUACUGGCGAUCUAAUAACAUACGAUGACGCCAGAUCUGUUAUAGAAAAAGGAAAGUAUGUAAGAAAUAAUAAACUUGGUGGUCUGUUCGCUUGGGAAAUUGACGCGGACAAUGGUGAUAUACUAAACGCAAUGAAUAUGGGUCUCGGAAAUAGUUCGUGAUAGUGCAAAACUAGACUGAUUGUGAUCAUAACGUAAGUGUUAAUAUAAGUAAUUUCCGUGUUGUAAUAUAAAAGAAUGAGUGUAUGUGAAAGAUUAUAUGUUUAAUUACAA
Molecule: messenger RNA, 1877 nt
Organism: Achroia grisella
Lineage: Eukaryota; Metazoa; Arthropoda; Insecta; Lepidoptera; Pyralidae
Gene: Chi-h
Product: chitinase A-like
Exons: 2
Coding region: 99-1766 (555 amino acids)
Biological process (GO): carbohydrate metabolic process; chitin catabolic process
Molecular function (GO): chitin binding; chitinase activity
Source: RefSeq, a predicted model, not a curated record